Molecule: messenger RNA, 425 nt
Organism: Oppiella nova
Lineage: Eukaryota; Metazoa; Arthropoda; Arachnida; Sarcoptiformes; Oppiidae
Source: the annotation of a GenBank genome assembly
UGUUAUUUAGUUUGUGUUGUCUAUUUAUUUCUGUUUUAAGUUUCAUAAAAAAAUUCAAACUUUUUAAUUAAAUGAUGCCCCGGACUAUGAACAAUAAGUAUUGCGUGGUGUGUGGCGAUAAAGCAACAGGCUACAAUUUCAAUGCACUCACGUGUGAGUCCUGUAAAGCAUUUUUUCGCCGAAAUGCUCUCAAAAAAAUACCAAAAUGCAAAUUCCAGUCCAAUUGUGUCAUCGAUAUAGUCAUGCGACGGAUGUGUGCUUUUUGUCGCCUAAAUAAGUGCAUUGAGUGCGGCAUGAAAAAGGUGAGCACCCGUUCCCCUCGUAUAAGGGGGUCGACCCCUAAUCACUUACUAACCGAGAGCACCGGUACCCUAGGAGUGGAUCUGGAACGACGAGGCCAAGGAGUGUCGGCGCAUGAAAAUUGA